This is a messenger RNA of Nothoprocta perdicaria, 3370 nucleotides long. RefSeq names its product LIM domain and actin binding 1 (gene LIMA1). Gene Ontology annotation, biological process: actin filament bundle assembly. The record is from RefSeq and is a predicted model, not a curated record. Bases 21 to 2246 code for a protein of 741 amino acids. Gene Ontology annotation, cellular component: actin cytoskeleton; plasma membrane. The transcript has 10 exons. Lineage: Eukaryota; Metazoa; Chordata; Aves; Tinamiformes; Tinamidae. Gene Ontology annotation, molecular function: actin filament binding.
UAGGUAUUGGUGGUGGAAAGAUGGAGCCCUCCCCUUUCAACAGGAGACAAUGGGUUUCGCAGUCGCUGAGGAUCACAGCCAAAGAGCUUUCUCUAGUCAACACGAACAAGUCGUCGGCUCUCAUGGAGAGGUUCUCCAAGUACCAGAAAGCGGCUGAAGAAGCCACUGCUGAGAAGAAACGAAAUAGCGCCGACAGCCUCCCGCCCCGCUUCCAACGCGGGGCCCUCAGCGCGCUCAAGAAGAGGUGGGAGAGCCCGGCGCCGGGCGCGCACGCUGCCAAGGCCCAAGUGAGGCCCGCRGUCGGCAGCCCCGGCGCGGCCGCUGGCCCCGCAGCCCCGCCGGGCCCGGAGCAGGCGCCGUGCGCGGGUGCCGAGGGCGAGAAGCCGAGACGCCGCUCGCCGGAGAGGGGGAAGAUGGAAAACUGCCCGCGAGAGGUGGGAAAGGCGGACGGCGGCGACAGCGCGGAGCCCGUGGGCAGGAUCGAGAAGAGCAGCGUUCCCCUGAGCAAGCUGAAGAUGAUGUUCGAGAAGGGCGAAGCGGCCCCCGGCAAGGGCUCUUGGGACCAGAGGAAGACGGCACCAAGCGGCAGGAGGGUCUCUGAAAACAGCUACUCUUCAGAGGACUGCGAGAUUGCCCAAGGAGACAAGAGCCACGGUACCUCAGGGCAUCUAGUAGAGAGCAGUGCAGUGCUCAGCUCGGAGAAGGCAGAGAGCAAGAAAAGCCUGGACAUGCCUCGCCUGACGGAAACGUCCAUAAAGGACAGGCUGGCCAAGUACCAGGCGGCUGUGUCCAGGCAGGGCAGUGCCACCAACCUGCCGAAUGAGAUUCAAGCCAGUGAAAGUGAACUCAAGAAUUACAAAUCUGAGCAGGAGGAGAGUAUGGCAACAAGUCUUGAGGACUCCAUUUCCUGUCAGGAUGGGGAGAAGGCUUCUGGAGGGGAGAACAGCCUGCAUUUCCACUCUUGUCUUUCUGAGGAUGGCAACAUUGGACUCAACUCAGAAAUUGAGACGGAGGUUCAGAAACCUGUGAACACAAAACAGCAAAACUUUGGUUCCAAACCACUUGGCCAGACGGAUGCAUCUCUGCCAAAGGCAAUGAAGAAGUUUCAGUUGCCAGCGAAGGAAAUCUGUGUCGGGUGCCAGAAGACUGUGUACCCAAUGGAGAGGCUGUUUGCCAACCAGCAGGUGUUCCACAUCAGCUGCUUCCGCUGUUCCUAUUGCAACAGUAAACUCAGUCUUGGGACAUAUGCGUCUCUGCGUGGCAACAUUUACUGCAAGCCUCACUUCAACCAGCUCUUCAAAGCUAAAGGUAACUAUGACGAAGGCUUUGGGCACAAACAGCAUAAGGAAUUGUGGGGAAGCAAAACUGAAGGUGAAGAAUCCUUGGAGAAAACUGCCAAUGCUGGAAAUGCAGCAGAAAGUCCUCCAAGUCCUGGGGUAGAGGAUGCCCCAAUUGCAAAAGUGGGAGUUCUGGCAGCAAGCAUGGAAGCCAAAGCUUCGGCUUUGCCUGAGAGAGAAGAGAGACCRGCAGAAACGAAGAAGCUCAGGAUUGCCUGGCCGCCUCCUUCUGAYCAAAGUAUUCAAGGAAGUGCCUUAGAUGAAGGCAUCAAAGUUUUAAAGCCCAAAUGGCCCCCAGAAGAAGAGGUUUCUAAGCCAGAUGUGCAGGAUGAUGUGGACCUGGAUCUCAAAAAGUUACGAAGAUCUUCCUCACUGAAGGAGAGAAGUCGGCCCUUCACAGUAGCGGCCUCAUUUAGAACAAUGUCUGUUAAAGGCCAUAAAACAGAGAAUUUAUCUCCUCCUCCUAAGUCAGAGAGAGACAGCUUGAGAAGAGGCGAGGAAAUGGAGAGAGAGGUCACGACAGGCAAAAAGCAGAAAGAAAAGAAGGUUGAGAAUAGGAACAUGCAGAAUGCUGAAAAGAAAAACAUAGAGGAAGAGCAGGAAUUGUUGGAUAGCAAAGCAGUAGAGCAUAACCCAGUAGAAAAUGGCCAGGUGAGUGUAGAAACAGAUGAGGAAGAACAUGAAGAACAUGCUGUGGAAGAGCAGCAAACACUAAGUGAAGAAUUUCUUGAGCCAAAUUCUCCUAAACAUUCCAGCUUAGCCAACCUUAAGAUUGCUGAUGAAUCUUCUCCUGACCAGAAUCGUAAGUCACAAGAUGUUGGUUUCUGGGAGGGUGAAGAUAUGGAAGAUCUCUCUGUGGAAGAACAGAUCAAAAGGAAUCGUUACUAUGAGGAAGAUGAUGAAGAAUGAAUUGGCCUUUUACUAGAAGACUUGCUGCACGGUGCUGGGCCUUUUAAAUYGGUAUUUUUAGCUUUAAUAAGCAGCUGUCCUCUGUGAAAGUGAUGCUGUACUGCACAUCAGUGUGUAAGGGAAUCAUUCAUAUGUGCACAUUACCUUGAACACAAAAAUACUGUGGAAGCCUGUGAAGAGCAUAUCAAGGUGCAUGGAAAUAAGGGCYUGUUGCUAUAUUCAACGGGUAUUCUCUAUGUACAGCAUGAGAACAGAAUUGUCUUAUCCCUUUUGAGCUUAGUACUUAUUCCACUAACAAYUGACAGAAUUUUACUGUGCUCAUAAAGGUGGUAUGAAACAGGCUCUCUGUAAUAYGCAACUUUUACCACUACAAUGCUACUGCAGUGCUUAGGGACCAAUCUCAAAGGGACUUUCUGGCCUGCUUAAAAAAAUGGUAACUGAAUGCACUUUAAUACAUGCAAAGGGCACAGCUGGGUUAUUUUUCAUAAUGAAAACCMUACUUACGUUUGUGCUUAGAAUCCAACAACUAAAGCAUCUUAAACUGAGCACAAUGUAUCUUCUUUUUAAUCUCAAAACUGCCUAUGAUCAGUGGAAGACUUCCUACUCUUCUCCGUACAACUGGAAUGGUAUGCCCAUUGCUGGAAUAUAUGUAUUUUAGUGCUUGCCCAGGAGCUGUGCUGACAGGACUCUCUGAAGACAAAUCAGUACUUUUGGAGGAGCCUGCAGGGCAUUAUUUCUGAAUUUCAUAUGCAUUUAAGUGUUUUUUCUUUCUUUUUUUAGUAGAUUUCAUCCUUGAUUCAUUUAAAACUGCAGAUAAUUUUUAAGGCCUUUUGACGAUUAUGAAAUCCUAUUUGCACCAAGCUGCCAGAAAUUUUUUCCUUGUGGCUGUGAAAUAGCAAAAUAUUUGGGAUAAAACCAUAUGAAAAGUGAAACUCCGAUCCCUAGUAUGGGAGCUUAGUACAUUUGACUUGUACUACAUUUAUUUUUUGAACAAUGGAAUAUGAACAGUGCAAGGAGGAUGUACUUUUAUACUAGCUCUUAUUUGUACUGUAUUCUUAUGAGAAUUAGCUCUAACUAUAUUUGAGGUGUAAAAUAUUCUGCUUUCUUAACAAUCCUGCUAAGUA